Molecule: messenger RNA, 1299 nt
Organism: Cutaneotrichosporon cavernicola
Lineage: Eukaryota; Fungi; Basidiomycota; Tremellomycetes; Trichosporonales; Trichosporonaceae
Gene: HAT2
Exons: 8
Coding region: 1-1299 (432 amino acids)
Biological process (GO): regulation of DNA-templated transcription; chromatin remodeling
Cellular component (GO): cytoplasm; Rpd3L complex; nucleus
Molecular function (GO): nucleosome binding; histone binding
Source: RefSeq, a predicted model, not a curated record
AUGAGCGCCGACGACCCAAUUGAGGUUGCGGAGGAGUUGUCCGCGGCCGAGCACAACCAGAUAGUAAACGAGGAGUACAAGAUUUGGAAGAAGAACACGCCGUUCCUAUACGACACGGUCAUCACACACGCGCUCACCUGGCCUUCCUUAACAUGCCAGUGGCUUCCAGACCGCGAGUCGCCUAAGGAUGCCGACUACACGGUUCACCGCAUGAUUCUGGGCACACACACGUCCGGACAAGCGGAUGACCACCUCAUGAUCGCUGAGGUGCACCUCCCCAAGGGAGGGGCGGAGGCUGGCGGGCGCGACAUUGCCGAGCUGUACGACGAGGACAGGCAAGAGCUCGGCAGCCACACCAAGAGCUCAGCGCGCAUCCGCGUCAAGCAGACUAUCAACCACAAGGGCGAAGUCAACCGAGCCCGAUACAUGCCCCAGAACCCGCACAUGAUCGCGACCAAGACGGUGGCUGGACCAGUCUACGUGUUCGACAUUACCAAACACGAGAGCCGCGCCCCCGCAAAGGGCGAGUGCAAGCCCAACAUUGUCCUCACUGGCCAGAGCAAGGAGGGCUACGGCUUGUCUUGGAGCCCGGUCAAGAUGGGCCACAUUCUGAGUGCGAGCGAGGACACGACAGUGGCGCAUUGGGACGUGAACGCGUGGGAGAAGGGUCAGGCGGCCAUGACGCCUCUGCGCAAGUACACUGGGCACUCGGCCUAUGUCGGGGACGUCGACUGGCACCCGGAGCACGACUACAUGUUCGCCUCGGUUGGCGACGACCGCAAGCUCAUGAUCUGGGACACGCGUGACGAGAACUCGUCCAAACCCAGCCAGCAGGUCGAGGGGCAUUCGGCCGAGAUCAACGCCGUCGCAUUCGCACCUAGCAGCCCCAACCUCCUCAUCACCGGCUCGUCUGACCAAACAAUCGGUCUGUGGGACCUCCGUAAGAUGUCGCUCAAACUGCACUCGUUUGAGGCGCACACCGACGACGUACUGCAGGUCGCGUGGUCACCGCACUCACCCGUACACUUUGCCUCUGCUGCCGGGGACAGGCGCGUCAACGUGUGGAACCUCGAUGCGAUCGGCGCAGAACAGACACCUGAUGACGCCGAAGAUGGGCCGCCCGAGCUCCUCUUUGUACACGGCGGGCACACGGCCAAGGUCAACGACCUGUCUUGGUCGCCGCUUGCCAAGUGGCACAUUGCCACCACGGCCGAGGACAACAUCCUUCAAGUGUGGGAGCCGUCGCGCCACAUCCGCGCGGCUGCUGAGGCUGACGUGUCUGCGAUGGAUCUCGAGUAG